Messenger RNA from Dentiscutata erythropus, 1329 nucleotides. Lineage: Eukaryota; Fungi; Glomeromycota; Glomeromycetes; Diversisporales; Gigasporaceae. The record is from the annotation of a GenBank genome assembly.
AUGUCUUUGCUGAUCUUUGUAGCGGUUGCUAUUAUUCUGUACAUAGUUUAUAAAUCUCUAAACACUAGGAUCCCGGAUGGUCUUAAAGAUGUUCACACUAUCUCUUCCUUUCAUUUAUUCAAAUCGGCUAUUAAAAAACGAGGUGGAACCAACAAGAUGUAUUCAGAUUUUCAGGAAUAUUUUGAGAGAGAUGGGGUCGUAAAGCUUCUAAUCAAAGGAAGAUGGAUUUGUUUGAUAACAGAUCCAGUAAUCGUAAAAAAUAUGUUAUUACGACCGGAUACCUAUCCGAAAUUGGAUCUUAAAGAAUAUUCACCUGUAUUUUCACGACAUCUCGGUGUCAAUGUUGUUCACUCAAAUGGUGAUAUUUGGAAGAGAUAUAGGCACACCUUACCCAUACACCUUUUUGUUGAAACUGGAGUAAAGUUAAUGAAUAUUUUAGAGCGUAUUGAUAAUAAGCCUAUUGAAGUUAUGAAUCUAAUGCAAAGGUUUACUUUAGACGCUCUUGGAAAAACUGCUUUCGGAUUUGACUUUAAUAAUUUUGAAGAUUCAAACAAUAUUUACGUAAAGACUUAUAACGAUGUUUACAAUGGAUUAAUUCGUAAUUCAUUUGCUAAUAUUUUCCCAUUGGAACGUAUACCUUUUUGGUUAAAUCGAGCUUUUAAAAAAAUUGAUAAAUUGGAUAAUCUAUUUGAUGAAAUUAUUAAAAAUAAACAUAAAUUUAUUGCUGCUGGAAAAUCUAAUGGCGACCUUUUGGAACUUAUGAUAAAAGCUUGUGAAGAUCCAAAUAAUCCAACUUUAACUAAUGUUGAAUUAAGAGUGUCUUCGGAUGCUUUGUCAACUCUUUUGUAUCUUUUAGCAAUUCAUAAAGAUGUUCAACAAAAAGCUAGAGAAGAAGUCAUGAGAAUUCUUGGUGAUUCUUUAACUCCAUCAGCAGAACAAUUAAAAUCAUUAAAAUAUAUAAAUAUGAUCAUUUAUGAAAAUCUUAGAAUAUAUCCAUCGGUGAGUCCCAAUUUUUUCACAUUACGUAAAUUAAGUGAAGAUUUAAAAUGCAAAAAUCAUGUAAUUCCAACUAGCUCAACAAUUGGUAUCUAUUCUUACGGAAUACACCAUUCACCAACACUUUGGGAAAAUCCUGAAAAAUUUAUACCAGAGAGAUUUGAAAAUAAAAAUCCAGAGAAUUUGGAAUUUAUGGUUUUGGUGAUGGUUCUAGAAUUAUGUAAAUAUGAACUUUCAUUGGCUCCUAAUAGUAUACAUGAAGAUGAAUUAAAAUUUGUGAGAAUGACAAAAGCGCUUCCAAUUGAACUUGUGUUUAAACGAAGAAAUGAAUAG